AUGUUUGUGAAUUCAGCGGUAAGUCCGGCGGACGAGAUGAACGGUGAGAUAGUGGAGCACUGCGCCAAACGUUGGCACCGCGCCGGCUACAUUGUGAUGGCUAAGGUGGGAGGUUACGAUGACCCCGGCAGUCAGGAGGGCAAGGGCUGCUUUACGCCUAUGACCUCGUGCAAUCGCCGUGGUCCCUUCCCACAUUUGGCCGUUGCAUGCCCGAUUAGACGUCACAUGUCAGAGUCCACGGCAAGGCGCUCUUUUUCUCUACGCAAAACGGCUACCGGUGUGGACUUUCCAAUCCCAGUCAAUUUUGAGGAGACACUCAAGGGUGUGAAACCGCCCAUUAUUCCACCCCUGUUUAGAUCAGUAUGUGAGGAAAUUCUUGCACGGAUAGCCUCCCGUCAAUUGAGCAUUCUCCCAGCUCCCCUAAGCACUCUCUUUGUCAAUGCCGACGCCAUUGCGGGAAAUUUACUGUGGACUGCCCGGAUCGAUGAGGUUAUCAAACUGCUUCAUUUUGAAAAAAAGGGUCUAAGUGAAAAGCAGAGGAUACUCAAACGCAAGGCAGAUCUGGAACCGCAUCAGACGAGUGUCAUUACUCGUGCCAUGUUCCGGUACAUCGAACUCUGCUCCGAGGGGAUUGACUUAACUGUUAACUUUCCCGCUUAUGGUUAUCUGGUUCUGGGCCCGCCUCCACAGAGUGAAGGCAAACCAGACAUAAAAUCCUACAUACGCUCUCUCGAUUCAUUCAUUCGCGCAGCCUUGGAAAAAAAUCCUAUCAAACGUGAUAUUUUUUGCUAUUUUAUGCAUUUCAUGUCCCAAAUCUAUCAGCUAAUGGGAGACAGUUAUCGGUCGCAGCCAGCUCUUUGUGGAAUGACUCGCUACCUUUUGGCAAAUCGGUUUGGUGAGGAGAUGAUCUCGCUCUACUGUACAGAAUGUGGAUUAAGGAUAGAGGAGAGCCGUAAGGGUUGUCAGGUGUGUUCUGAUAUAGCAACCCAUAUUAAACCACCCUACCGAACGCAAGUUAUCGAUAUGAUGCUGGAGUACAUCCCCCUCUCCUAUUGGCGAGAAAAGUUGAAUGAUCCACGCCGUGGCUUGGUGGAGCAAAGGGAGACAUCCACAAAAAUUGAGGAACUCAACUUCAUCACUCAGGCUAGAACGGUGUCAAGUGUGGGUGACUUUCCGCAUUUUAAAGCGACCUCGGAUAAGGGAAGAAUGAUUUCUAAAAAGGGCCAAAAAAAAUCAUUGGUAGGAUCUAGCGGAAAUAAUGGAGUAUCGCUGCGUAAAUCACGAACUUCGACUGGAGUAAACAUUGAGGAAUUGAAAAGGAGUAUGAAAAUUAAGGACAGUGAAGAGAGUGCAGAGAAGAGUGGUGACAAUCAAGGGCCUACUAGCAAAAGAAAGCCGGAGGACCUACUGAGAAUUGGCAUAGGUAGUGAUGGCACUGAUGGAGAUGGCAUUGGAGGUGCUACCUUUGGUAGUGGUCGCAGAAACGGUGGCAAUGGUGGUAUUAGCGGCCCUAAAAGUAUUGGUGGUCGCCGCAGUGGUGGUGUUGGUGAAGCCGGUGGGAGUGGUAUCAUCAGCUCAGCCCUACGAAAAGACUCGACCUCCUCCAUAUCACUCACCCGUAGACAGACACCUUCAAGUGUCAUGCGAUCAACCCUGUUUACUACUCCUCCUACUCUCUCCCACGAAUCAACGGGGUCAACAACAACGGAAAGGAUGGAUAAGCUCAACAUCUCCACACCAAGGAGGCAAAUGAAAAAGAAGCAGCGCAGGGCGCGUUCGAGAACGAGGAAGCCGGGGGGUCGCAGCCCCUCAAGGAAGAAUCGCCAGAGAACGAGGAGUCCAGGCACGAAGAAGAAAGGUCGUGCACGCUCUCCAAAGAACAGGCGAGGAGCGGGAAAAAGUCGUGGUAGAAAACGGGCCAGAAAGACACCACGUUCGAGAGGGCGGAGGAGAGGCCGAAGUAGACGACGCUAG
Echinococcus granulosus is the source of this 1974-nucleotide messenger RNA. RefSeq lists its product as hypothetical. The coding region runs from base 1 to 1974 and encodes 657 amino acids. NCBI's taxonomy places the organism in Eukaryota, Metazoa, Platyhelminthes, Cestoda, Cyclophyllidea, Taeniidae. The record is from RefSeq and is a predicted model, not a curated record. The transcript has 4 exons.